AGUUCAGAAAUUUCCGAAAAACCACAUGUCUGGGCACCAAGAUUUUACAAUAUUUCUCUUUUCGGCGGUAUAAUGCGGCAAAGUGCUGCAGAAAUAUAGCAGAUCGCUAGAUCAACUGCACGGUAACGACAAACAAUUGAAAAAUCAUUUCAAUUUGCGACACAAUUGUGUGAAAAAUCACAUUCGGGGCAAUAUUCGUAACCAAAACGUUCUACCACACUAGCGCGUGAGUGAGUGUGAGCGAGAGGGCGAGUGCAAAGUGUGCGACGAGUGAGAGAGAAAAGAAAACCCGCAAAAGCCAAAAGCAUACGAAACAAAAGCAACAACAACAACAGCAGCAGCGUAAGAAGUGCGUAGUGAAGAGUGAACGCAAAGCAGAGCCAAAGUAGUGUAAAGCAGUGAGAGCGCGGCGCACAAGCACAAGUCGGCAAGAAGGGAAAGGGAAUUUGUGUACCACAAUUCUUUCUUCUUUUUGUGGCAGGCUCUCCGCGUGUUGUUGUUUGUCCUCUUUUGCAACCCGAAUAGGAGCAACUCCACGUAUUUUGAAUUUCCAUUAUUGUUUGAAGAACCUCCAACAUCGAUCUAGUGGAAUAUUUUUCUGACACGACGACGAAUCAUCGUGACAGGACAAGGAAGCAACCAAGGAGCACCGACCUGUACCUGGAUCAGAAAAUCAGAAGCCGCAGGAACUGCAGCAGCAGCUACCAGCAUCUGAACCUGGAGUAGCGCAUAGUGCUGCCUACUCUGGAGACGAAGGCACAGCCACAACCAGCGAGCAUGUCCAGCAAAGAGGAGAUGCCGUCCUCUGGGGCCGCUGUUGUGGGCGGUGCCACCGCAGCCACCACACCCAGUGCCGCUAGCAGCACCUCGUAUGCCAACGUUGUCCAGAAUCUGGACACCAAAAAGGGAGGUGUCCCAGUCGCCACUGCAGCUGCCGCUGCCGCUGCCUCAUCCUCAGCCGUCGACAAUAAGGAGAACCAACCAAAUCUGAAGAGCCUCAAGUCGUGGAGUGAGGAAACCGCUGCCGCUGAAGCCGCUGGCGAAACUCUAGUCAGCAAUGUCAGCCUGGCGCUGACCGGCGAGAAGCGUGCUGCCGCCGGUGGCGACAAUACCGCCGAGAACUCAUCCGAACUGGACGACAACAAUGACUUUGUGCCGGUGCUAUCCCAUCAUAGGCGGGACCGCAAAAAGGCCCGCAAGGACAAGCCCCGUGAGCAGCGCAUCGACAGGCCGCAGCAGCAGCAACAGCAUCCAGGCAGUGGCGCUGGUCAGAAUCAGAAACCACUGCAGCCCGGCAGACGACCAGCUGGAAACGGAAAUGGAAAUGGCAAUGGCAAUGGUGGUGCCUCUGAUGGGGCCACCGAUCGCAAGGCAACGGUCCGUCCACGGGCUCCACGCGGCGGCAGUCCACGCAAAUCGGGUGCACCCGGUGGCGUCACAGGAGCUGCUGUCGUCAGUGGGAAGGUACAACACAAGGAUCGCAAAUCGGACACCUCACCCAGUGCUAGCCUCGAGGCCAAUAGCAGCGGCAACGAGGCCAAAUCCGGAGACGGCGAAUCGCAGGCGGCCGCAGGAGCAGCAGCCGGUGGCGCAGCACCAGCUGCAGCAGCUCCUCCACCCAAGCGAUUCGUAGCAGCGCCACCGCCUAAAGUCAAUGCCUGGAAGAUAUCAGCAAAACAGUCGUCGAGCCCCAAGGCAGGAACCUCUCCAUUGGACAAGCGUGUGUUGCAGCCAAAGCAGCAGCAAUCCCAAACCAAGCAGACGACUGCCAGCAAUAAUAAUAUUAGUAAUAAUAAUACUAACCAAGGCGCACAGACUACUACCGGCAGCGGAAGCAGCAGCCAACCCAACAAAAAGACACAACAACAACAACAAUCCCAGCAACAACAGGGAGCAUCAGCAGCAGCAGCGGCAGCGGCAGCAUCAACAGCGACUACUACACAGACAGCAAUCACUGAGGCAACCACAACAACUGUAGUGGAUGCCAGUCAAGCGGAUGCACUUGCCAAAGUCGUGGUAAAGGACAAGAAGAAGGUCAACCAGAAGGCCAGCGAUUUCAGCAACGUUGGUGAUUGGCCGACGCUUAUUGGAGGAAUUUCUGGCAGUGGCAAAGCCACCAGCAACGAACCCAAACGCAACCCAACGAAAAAGCAACCAGCUAAAGCAGCACCCGCAACCAGCGUCACUACAAGUGAAGUUGCCACAGAGUCUAACGUCGCAGGCGCCACUUCCAGCAGCACCAACAGCAGCAGCAGCAGCAGCAGCAGUAGCAGCCAAGCUACAGCCACAGGAUCGGCAGGACCAGCAACAGCUACAGCCGGCACGAGCCAUGAUGCCAAAGCCCAGCGAGAAGCCGAGCUAUCCACUGGCAGUGCCACUGCACCAGCUGCUGGCCCCCUUGCCGGCUCUGCCGUCAACAAAAAGAUACCCAAGCACAAGUGGCGUCCGCUGCAAAUCGAUCUGGCCAAGUCCAGUCGCCCUAAGCCCAUUGGCGGCCGACCCCAUCGGCGACUCAGCGACGAUGGCGUCGAUCAGCGACGCCCGCCGCGUGUCUACCACGAACGGGGGCCGGCGCCAGCCAAUGGCCGGGGUGGAGCUGGAGCCGAUGCUACUGCAGCAGCAGCAACGGAGUCCACACGGCCACACAGUGGCCGGCAUCCGUACAUUGCCCGCACCACGACUGCUCCGACCGAGCGCGUGGAUUCCUGGCGUAGCAGCGGCAGCGCCGGCACCAAUGCAGUUCCCUACGAUGAGCAACGCUCGGGGGGCCCAGGGGCAGCAGCAGCAGGCGGUGCCGGGGCAAGUGCCGUGGUGCGGGGACCGCGACGCUUCCGCACGCCGUACCGGGGCGGGCGGCAGGGCCGGGGUGGAUUCACAAGACAGGGACCAGGUCGUCCGACUAAUCGCAUACCACGCCAUCUGCUAGCUUCGGGCGAAUAUGCAAGCUUUUUGCCAGCGGACGCGGCUGGCGCAGAUUCUGCCCAAUCCACGUACGUGCUCAUGGGCACCCAUUACUUUGGCAAUGUGCCAGCCUCCUAUAUCGAAAUGGAUGCCAACAGCGUCAAGGAGGCACUCAAGAAGCAAGUUGAAUACUAUUUCAGCUCUGAUAAUCUUACCGGUGACUUCUUUUUGCGCCGCAAAAUGGACCCCGAAGGGUAUAUACCGGUGACAUUGAUCGCCUCGUUCCAUCGGGUUCUUGCUCUGACCACAGACGUGGCCCUGAUUGUGAAUGCCAUCAAGGAAUCGGAUAAACUAGAGCUUUUCGAGGGCUACAAGGUGCGCACCAAGACCACGCCCACCGUUUGGCCCAUCAGCGAUGCACCAGAUGCUGCCGGCAAGGAUCAGCAGCAGCUGCAGCCGCAGCCGUCGCUGUCAAAACAGGAGACGAACGAGAAGCCAUCAUCAGAGAAGCAGCAGACUGGGGCGGAUGCCGAGGAUGCAGCACCGGAGGAGAGUUCACCUCCCGCCAUCCUCACAUCUGCAAUGGCCACCAAGCCACUGAGCAGCAUCCCGCCGCCACCGCGGCCGCGCAACUCUCAGAAUUUGGUGCCCAAGAUGCUGCAGGAGAAGCAGCAGCACCAGCGAUCGACGAUCAAUUCGGUGAAUGCCAUCAGUGUGCUCACCCAGCAGGUGGAGGGCGGUGCUGCAGAGCUGGCCGGACAUUUGAGCGGACUGGCGGAGAGUGUUAAGCCAAAGCCUGAUAAGAGGGCGGCACCCAAGGCUGGAACGGGACCAGGAGCAGGAACCGGAAACGGAUCAGGGGCUGUUGCUGGCGCUGGUGCUGUUGCUGGGGCAGCUGUUGCUUUGGUUGCGGAGCCGGAGGGCAUGUGGAAAGAGGUAAAGAGACGCUCGAAAACAAAUGCUUUAAAAGAAAAUGCUACUAAAUCCUCCACCACCAACAACACGUCCACGACAACACAACAACAACUACAACAACAAUCGCUUUCACAAACGCUCAACAACAAUAAUAAUUAUAAUAAUAAUACUGUUAAAAAUGUCAAAACGAACAACAACAACAAAAACACCACCGUCACCGCAAACGCCACCUCGUCCAAGUCCACGUCCACGUCCACCACGUCCUCGUGUGCAUCCAACAACGCCCCAUCCAACAACGCCUCAUCAACAACAAUCACCGCUGCUGUCUCUGUGUCGUCCGCCGCCACCGCUGCCGUCGCUUCCUCUGUCACCGUCACCACAACCACAAAAACCACUACAACCACCACCACCACUACCACCACCACCAACAACAACAACAACAACAACAAUAAUAAGAAAACAUCCUCUGCCAACGCUUCUUACUCCAACACCAAUUCGAAAUCCUCCUCCUCCUCCUCCAAAACAGCUGCUGCGCCAUCCGCUCAGUGCCAUGCCGAAAAGGAAGAACUAGACUUUCAAUUUGACGAGGAGCUGAUGGACCCCAUACCCGCCACCGGACGCAUCAAUAACUUCACCGAAAACUUCUCCGACGAUGACGAGAGCGAUUACGAAUUUGCCGAUCGCGAUAUCAAUAAGCUGCUGAUUGUCGCCCAGGUGGGGCGACCACCCAAACACGAAGGUUACGAUCGCACCGCCGACUUUACCUCACGCACGAAAAUCACCCAGGAUCUGGAGAACAUCAUUAACGAUGGUCUGGUCAACUACGAGGAGGAUCUGUGGACCACCACCAAUGUGGUGACCGACUAUCGCACCGUCAAUGUGAUCUCGCAGGCGGAUUUCGAAAAGCUAGCUGCCACCGGAGUUGUGCCCAAUCGUGGCAAGAGUGCGGCCGUGCAAAAGCAAGUGCCACCACCGCCGCCAGCCUACCUGGAGGAUCUGGAUGCAGACGACACCCUGGUUGGUGACACUACGCUCAAUUCCACGCUGAACUCCACGCUCAAGUCCCGUCGUGCCCGCUUCUAUGCUGCCCCCAAUUCGCACUCAAUUGAUCCGCGAACGCCACGCAAACGCAAGCUCCGCCACACGGCCAAUCCGCCCGUGGAGGCGCAUGUGGGCUGGCUGCUGGACACGGUCGAGCAUAGGCCGCGCACAACCUCGAUGGGCUCGUCGGCGGGCACAUCGCCCACCACCUCGUCGUAUGGCUCGUUCGGAUCGUCGGUGCCGCAAUCGCUGCCCGUUUUCCAGCAUCCGUCGCAUGCUCUGCUCAAGGAGAACAACUUCACACAGCAGGCCUAUCACAAGUAUCAUUCGCGAUGCCUCAAGGAGCGCCGCCGGCUGGGCUUUGGCCAGUCGCAGGAGAUGAACACCCUGUAUCGCUUCUGGUCGUUCUUCCUGCGCGAGAACUUCAACAAGACGAUGUACAAUGAGUUCCGCACUUUGGCCCUGGAGGAUGCCGGCAACGGGUUCCGCUACGGGUUGGAGUGCCUGUUCCGAUUCUUCUCGUACGGCCUGGAGAGGAAGUUCAGGCCGAGCAUCUAUUUGGAUUUCCAGGACGAGACCGUGGCCGACUACGAGACGGGUCAACUGUAUGGCCUCGAGAAGUUCUGGGCCUUCCUCAAGUACUACAAGAACAGGGAGAAGCUGGAGGUUCAGCCCAAGCUGGCCGACUAUCUGAAGAGCUUCAAGACCAUCGAAGAUUUCCGUGUGGUGGCGCCAGAGAUAGAUGAGAUGCUGCAGGGUGUGGGCAGCCUGCAUCCCGGACGGCAGCUCAACAGGCAUCGCAGUGUGUCCGAGAGCGAUGGCACCGCCGUGAUCACGGCUGGUGGUCGUCGCUUGAACACCACCAUCACCAAUCGCAGUGACUAUGUGGGACGUUUGAUCCAGCAGCAGCAGCAGCACCAACAACAGCAGCAGCACCAGUACCAACAACAGCAAUAUCAUCAGGGAUACGGCGGUAACCAGAACCGCAGACGCACCGGCUCCUUUGGCAGCAGCACAGUGCGCACUCGUAGCGGUUCGCUGGGCAACAAGCCGCAGGUGGUCCAUCGCAACCAAGGAUCGCAACACGAGCUGCGACGGGGUGGCAGCAAUUCGGGCCUGGCGGUACACAAGCGUCACCAUCAUCAGCAGCAGCAGCAGAAGCCCAAGCAGCAGGCUCAGGGUAUAUCACAGACAAAUAACACAGUGCGGGCCUCCACAUCGGCGGCAGCAGCAGCAGCGGCAACAACAACAGCGCCAGCGAUAGUGGCGGCAUCAGCAGCAACAGCAGCGACGGCGGCAUCAGCGUCGUCCUCGUCAUCGUCGCAGAAGUAGAAAACAUAAAAAUGCAGACACAUUUUUUCGAUUAGACAUAAGUUAUUUUGCGACUUAGUUGGGAGCACUCCUCCUCUCUUUUGUUCACUAUUCAUUCUUAUUAUUCGUCUGUAGAAGCAGCAGUAGUUGUAGUCGGUUCGAGUCAGGCGUAAAAUGGGGAAAGAGGCGUGUCAGUGUGGCCUCUUUAGUAGCAUAAUUAAGUAAAAUUUUUUGAAAUUUUGUUUUUUGCAAUUUGCCCAACGCGUUGGUUUUAGUAGUAAUAAUGAUUAUGAUAUCUUUCGUUUUCUUUUUUGUCUGCAGUCCCUUGAAAAGAAAAAUUUAGCUUAUGAAAUGCUCAAUGUUAGCUGUUCGAACACACAGAUACACCCCAUACACAGAUACAGAAAUACAGUGACAAAACACUCGGUAGCCACUAAGCGGGGGUCCCAGUGCCAAUCAGCCAUGAUCUAGAAACUGAAUGACUAUUAUAAUAAUUAUUAUAUUUUGUUUGUUGAAUAUUCUGUUUUUUUUUUUCUUUAAAUCAGAUCUUUUUUUUUCCUACUUGAAGCAGAGCGUUAUAAAAUAGACGUAAUGCCCAUCAACUGUUGUACGGUGUGAAAAAAAAAUUAAAACCAAUAACGAUAAUCCCUUAAAUAACAUAUUCCCCUAACGAAAAGUGAAAGGAAAGCAAAGCAAAGCGAAACGAAACGAAACGAAACAAAGUUUAAUAUAAACCAUCAGAAACCAAAUGAUCUGAAUUCAAAUAAAAACAUUUUGUAAAUUAAAGCGAAACGUUAUAUACAUACAUAUAUAUACGCGCAAGAGCACCUUAUAUAUAAUAAUAUAUAUAUAUUCUUAUUAUUAUUAUUAUUAUUUCCCUGUGUGUGACCUAAGCGCAAAUGUAAUGUAAUUUUUUUAAGAGACAACGAGAGAAACCCUUACACUACACACCCAAUUGAGGCAUGCGGGGCUCAAGUGCCAGCGAAUUUUAGUUAUGUAAGCAUUUAAAGCAAAACCCAAUCGCAAUCGGAAUUAGAGCCGGGGAAAACGGAGACCGAACCGUAGACCGUAGCCUUUGCACACUGCCCCCAAGUCUGUCAAUCUAUCGUCGAAUUGGUCUUACAAAAAUAAGUGGAAAAAAACUACACCUCAAAACUUCGUACCCCGCCAAGCAUUUAGAAGCAUGUCAAAAAACCCAUUUAUUAUUUACGUUUAGUUUUUGCACUUGUUACUUUUUUUAAUUCGGAGAAAGAAAAAAAAACGAAAAAAAAUUUAAAAAACAGAAAAUGUCAAGUCCAAAAAAAGUUGAAAACUUUCUAGAGAACAUAAGGCAGAGCAGAUCAUGCGAAUCGAAAAGAAAAUCAAUCGUAAAAUAUAACGAAAUUUGUUUCGUCUAGUUGGUAAAUCAUUAAAAAACAUUUACAAAAAAUGUGAGAAAUCAAAUGUAAGCUUAAUACUGAUAUUUAUCCAUAUAUCUGCGCGUAUAUCUACAAUAUCAUACAUAUAUACAUAUAGGGACAGCAUCCGACUUUAAAGCGAAAAUAUAACGCUACGAACUGUGAAGUUAAGUUCGAUGCCGUCUGAUCAGAUACAGUCGAGCAGUUUGCAAAACUCUCGGUCGGCUGAAAUAAUUCCUCAAGAGCCUAAAUCAAUGAAAUACACAAUCGUUCGAUCCAUCAGCUCCUCGGUAAUAUGCUUCGCUCAUCUAGCCUAAGCAAAUACACCCUACACCCCAUAACCCCCCUCCCCCACAAAAAAUAUGAAAAAAGUGCAAAGAACCCUUUCAUUAAAUAUUAUUUCUUUAUACACACAUUA
Messenger RNA from Drosophila persimilis, 7983 nucleotides. RefSeq names its product la-related protein 1 (gene larp). Lineage: Eukaryota; Metazoa; Arthropoda; Insecta; Diptera; Drosophilidae. The coding region runs from base 778 to 6189 and encodes 1803 amino acids. Gene Ontology annotation, molecular function: RNA cap binding. Gene Ontology annotation, biological process: mRNA stabilization; positive regulation of translation. The record is from RefSeq and is a predicted model, not a curated record. Gene Ontology annotation, cellular component: cytoplasmic stress granule; cytosol. The transcript has 8 exons.